GUGCGGUAGGCAGGGACAAUGGAGGAAAACGAAAGCCAGAAACUUGAGCUGUGCCUGGCUUGUUCGACAGACAGCAGACAGAUGAGGGAGCAGGCAAAAAACAGUUUGCAUGUAACAUCAUUAGAUGAUGCAGAAUGUCUCCGAUCUAAAGACCUCCUUACGACUCCAAAUAGUCAUACAUCUAAUUCAAAGUCUACCCGCAACAUCCCUCGAAGACAUACAGUAGGCGGCCCUCGCAGUUCCAAAGAAAUACUGGGAAUGCAAACAUCGGAAAUGGACAGAAAGAGAGAGGCUUUUCUUGAGCAUUUGAAACAGAAAUAUCCCCACCAUGCUACAGCAAUAAUGGGACACCAAGAAAGACUGAGAGAUCAGGUUUUGCAGUGCAUGUUGGUCUCCCUUCAUUCAGAACUUGACAUUCAAAGGUACUUGAUGAAAAUUGAAUCCUCUCAGAGAACAAGAAGCCCAAAGCCGUCUCAGAGCCCACAGACCACUUUGGGUGAUCAGACAGAGCAUCUCUCCGAGGCUUCUGCUGACUCUUUAGAAGCCAUGUCUGAGGGCGACUCUCCGACCCCAUUCUCCCGGGGCAGCCGCACGCGAGCAAGCCUUCCCGUGGUGAGGUCAGCCAACCAAACGAAGGAGAGAUCACUGGGUGUUUUAUAUCUUCAGUAUGGAGAUGAAACAAAGCAGCUGAGGAUGCCAAAUGAAAUCACAAGCACCGACACAAUUCGUGCCCUUUUUGUAAGUGCCUUCCCCCAGCAGCUGACAAUGAAAAUGCUGGAAUCACCUAGCGUGGCUAUUUACAUCAAGGACGAGAGCAGAAACAUAUACUAUGAAUUGUGUGAUGUGAGGAAUAUUCAAGACCGAUCUUUCCUUAAAGUUUACAAUAAAGAUCCUGCGCAUGCAUUUAAUCACGCUUCCAGAGCUGUAAAUGGAGACAUAAGGAUGCAGAGGGAAAUGGCCUACACGGGCCGAGACGGGCCGAGCGGCUGCCGGCCCGGCUCCGCCGCGCACCCCUCGCACGCGAUGCCCGGCUCACCGCCGGCCACCCCGGUGCCCCACUCCAUGCCGCCCUCGCCGUCCCGCAUCCCCUACGGGGGCGGCCGGCCCCUGGGGGUGCCGGGCAACGCCACGAUCCCCAGGGACCGGCUCUCGAGCCUGCCGGCCUCGCGGUCGAUAUCGCCCAGCCCCAGCGCCAUCCUGGAGAGGAGGGACGUGAAGCCAGAUGAGGACGUGAGCAACAAAAACCUCGCUCUGAUGCGAAACGAAGCUCUGUACGGCGACCCCUACCUCUUCCACGAGGGGAGGAUGAGCGUGGCGGUGCCCCACUCCGGACACCCCCUCGACGUCCCCGAUCACAUCGUGGCCUACCAUCGCGGCGCCGCGAGGUCGUCGAGCGCUUACUGCAACCCCUCCGUGCCGCCCGAGGUGCUGGAGCAGUCCCUCUACAGGCAAAAACCCCGCAAGUACCCGGAGAGCCACCUGCCCACCCUCGGCUCCAAGACGCCUCCUGCGUCGCCCCACCGGGCGGCUGACGUGCGACUGGUCGACGUGCACCCUCUCCACGGCGCCCACGUCCCUCCCCACGCCGUGCAGCCCGACAGGUCUUCCCCCGGCCGCCAGUCCUUCAGAAAGGAGCCCGGACCGCCCACGUUCGCCGAGGCGAAAGCGCGGAGCGCCCUGGGCCUGCCGGGCACGGCCGAGGCGGCGCCGGGUCCGGCCGACAGACAGGCUUUUGGCUACGCAAUGCCCAAGGACAAGGAGACGAGAGAGAGGAUACAAGCCAUGGAGAAACAGAUUGCCAGUUUAACUGGUCUUGUUCAGUCUGCGCUUUUUAAAGGGCCAAAUACAAGUAAUAGCAAAGAUGCUUCUAGUGAGAAGAUGAUGUUGAAAAUUAUGUCCAGCAAGAGCAGCAUUGACACUGCAGGCACUGCCCCCAUGUGUGGGGGGAAGACAGGGCUCGGGAGCGUGGACGUGGCCGCCAGCCUGCACGCCGUGGGAGCCCCGGCCAUACAGCUGAGCCUCCACAGUAUGAAACGCAAUGUGUCUGACCUGCGCCUGCAGCUGCACCAGAUGAAACAGCUACAGCUGCAGAACCAGGAGAUGCUGAGGGCAAUGGUGAAGAAAGCAGAGCUGGAAAUCAAUGGCAAAAUGAUGGAAACCGUGAAGAGGCUUGAAGAUCCUGUGCAGCGACAGCGCAACCUGGUGGAACAAGAAAGGCAGAAAUACCUCAAUGAGGAAGAAAAGAUUGUGAAGAAGUUAUGUGAGCUGGAGGGAUUUGUCGAAGACCUGAAGAAGGAUUCCACAGCCACCAACAAGACAGUUACGCUGAAAGAUGUUGAAGAUGGAGCCUUUCUUUUGCGUCAAGUGGGAGAAGCUGUUGCCACUCUCAAAGGAGAGUUCCCGACGUUGCAGAAUAAAAUGCGUGCAAUCCUUCGCAUUGAGGUUGAAGCCGUGAGGUUCCUCAAGGAAGAACCACACAAGCUAGACAGCUUGCUGAAGCGUGUGCGCAGCAUGACAGACAUCCUUACCAUGCUCAGGAGACACGUUACGGAUGGGCUGCUGAGGGGUGUGGAUCCCUCCCAAGCUGUGCAAUACUCCACUAUGGAAAAGACCACCACAGCCGAAGCUCUGAAAAACCAGGAGGAGCUCAAGCACGCCCAGGGACACACACAGCAAAAUCUCACAGCAAUUGCAGCAGAGUCCCAAGUGUCAUCAGUCAAGUCGGAAGUUGUCCCCUUCUCAAACAUGACAGUCCAUCAUGUGCAGAGCUCUCCUGUUGUCAUCCAUCAGUCCCAGCACUCAUCAGCCCUGGUUAACCACAGUCAGAGUUCUCCUUCCACAGCCAGCCACGAUGAAGGCCUGCCAGUGAGCAGCCACCCCACAGCCACCUCCCUGGAGCCAGCAGCAGGAACUCCAACUACGCAAGCCACUCCGGCACCGCACGUCUCCGUCAAUGGUGCCACCAUGCAAAGCCUUUUCAUCGAGGAAAUUCACAGUGCGAGUACCAAAAAUCGAGCUGUAUCGAUUGAGAAAGCAGAAAAGAAAUGGGAAGAGAAAAGACAGAACCUUGAUCACUAUAAUGGAAAGGAAUUUGAGAAGCUCUUGGAAGAGGCUCAGGCUAAUAUAAUGAAGUCAAUUCCUAACCUGGAGAUGCCUCCCCAGCCAGUUACCCUGACAAAAGGAGAUGCAGUGGAAAAGUUAGAAGUCUCAGAAGACAUUAAUGAUGCAGAACAGGAGAACGACAAGCUGACCAAGUCCCCACCACCUCCACCUCCACGGCGCAGUUACCUGCCAGGGUCCGGACUAACCACAGCGAGAGCGGGAGAUGUCAUCCAUGCAGUCAGGAAAGAGGCAGCCGCUGUCAAGGAAUGCAGUGAAGACACUGGGCAAAUAGUGCAAUCCAAAGCCGCUAAGGAGGAUCAGGCUUUGUCUUGGAGCACAGGGCUUGCUGCAGCACCAGCUGCAAAAGACGAAGAAGAAGAAGAAGGAGAUAAAAUAAUGGCAGAACUACAGGCUUUCCAGAAGUGCUCUUUUAUGGAUGUAAACUCAAACAGUCAUGCUGAACAGUCCAGAAACGAUACACAUGUUAAAGACAUAAGGCCUGGGACUUUAAUGCAGCACAAAGAAAAGAAGGUGUAUGGGGCUACAACAGGACCUCCCACAGAUAGUGACCAUCCUAAAGAGAAGAGGGAAGGGAAAACUGAAGAAGAAUUGGGUUCUGAUUCAUCCAGCACAGCUGACAGUAAAAUUGGCUUUUCAAUGAAUGACAGUUCUACAUUUAGCAAGGGUUUGUUUGUAGACAGUAGAGACUAUUCUAACAAAACCCUCCAGAAUAUGAGCACAAACCUGUCUGGUGUCAGUUUGCCAGAGGAUGACAGAAGAAGAGGGGCUCAAGAUAUUUUAGAAUCCCAUUUUCCAGCUGUUGAAACUGGAAAACAAAAACCAAACUACGGACUCCCACGAGAUGCUCUCCAGGGCCUGUCUCCUGGUCAGCCCCUGCAGAGCAUGGGCAAGCAUGUCCCUAUCAGCAGUGUUGCCCCUCUCAUGAGGCAAACAGAGGCCUCGGCACCUCCUGGUUUCUCACAGGAGCAAGAGCUAUCUGCAGUCAGCUGCAACCAGGUCAUGCUAAGACCUCAAGCAUCUAGAAGUAAUAGUGUGACCUACAUGGAAGAAACAGAGUCUCCAGCCAGCUCUCCAAGUGAAGACAACCCACCCACAGAAAACAUUGCCUUCAUGAUUACCAAAACAGCUGUCCAGGUCCUCUCAAGUGGGGAAGUUCAUGAUAUAGUCAGCCGGAAAGGAGGAGAUGUGCAGACAGUGAAUAUUGAUGCAAGAAAGGACAUGGCCUUGGAGAAAGGUCUCCCAGAAAACACAGACAGCGAAGAACCAGUAGUGUGUCUGGACAAAAAACCAGUAAUCAUCAUUUUUGAUGAACCAAUGGAUAUUAGGUCAGCAUAUAAACGUCUUUCUACUAUAUUUGAGGAAUGUGAUGAGGAGUUGGAGAAAAUGAUGACAGAGGAAAAGAUAGAAGAGGAGGAGGAGGAAGAAAAUGAAGCACAUGAAAUUCCUGGGAUCCAGAAGGAAGAGCCACCAGUAGUUAAUGACAGAAAAGCAAUUGCAGCUUAUUCAGCAACUCAUGGGCUCAACCAACAGUAUAUAUUUAACCUUCAAUCAUCUUCUGACUCUGCAGAAAUCGGAACUCCUGAGGAGCAAGAGAACAUAAAGACCAGUUUUAACAAAUAUAGUCAAAUUUAUGGGCUAAACACAGAAGCAAACUUGGACUCUGCUGAUCAAUUUGGAAGCAGGCAGGAUUCUAAGAAAAAAUUUAAAUUUAAAUUCCCUAAAAGGCAGCUGGCUGCUCUGACUCAGGCAAUUCGUACAGGCACCAAGACUGGGAAGAAGACCUUGCAGGUAGUGGUUUAUGAAGAGGAAGAGGAAGACGGGACCCUUAAGCAGCACAAGGAAGCGAAGAGAUUUGAAAUCACAAGGUCUCAAGCCGAGGACACUGACAAAAAUCCUCCUGGCAAGCAAGAGUCCUCUCCCAGACCUGCAGCAUCUCUUUCUAGGACUGAUGAAAUUCGACAGAACACAUACCGGACGCUAGACAGCCUUGAGCAGACUAUAAAGCAACUGGAGAACACCAUCAGUGAAAUGAGCCCAAAAUCUAUCCCCGAAAGCCCACACAACCCUGAGGGAAGCACUGCCCCAUUCUCUGCCCAGGUAGUCCCAGAGACGCCAGCUCAAGAGCUUGUAGUGCUGGAUGAGAGCCAUACUGGUGUAGCACCCCCUCCGCCAAUCCCCACCACUUCACGUAAGGGCUCGAGCUCUGCCUCGCAGACAAGCAGGAUGCCAGUGCCCAUGGCUUCAAAAGGUAGACAAGGAAGCAUGGAGAAGGCAGGCAAGCAGCACAAGCUACAGGAUCCACGCCAGUACAGACAGGCUAAUGGAAGUGCUAAGAAAGCUGGUGGGGACUAUAAGGCUACUUCCCCUACCCUACCUGCUUCUAAGAUCCCAGCCUUUUCUCCCACUUCUGGGAAAAGCAGCUCUGCACCUGCUUCUAGCGGUGACAGCUCUAACCCUCUUACUCCACCUACUAAAACCUCCAUUCCUUCCUCUAACCUUCUCGGUCCUCAAGCAGGUCGCAUAACCUACUCCACCUCCCUGAUUCCCUCUGUGGCUAACGGCUCCUCCAAGUUUCAGAGCCCCGCUUUCACAGGGAAAGGUCACCAUCUCUCCUUCUCACUACAGACGCAAAACGGCCGGCCACCCCCCCCUUCCUCUUCUACCUCCCCCCCUUCCUCUACCUCUCCCACUGCACUGAGCCAAGGUGUGAAGAGCAUCAGGACAAUCCAUACACCUAGCUUCACCAGCUACAAGGCACACAACGGAAAUGCCAGCAAGUCCACCCCCUCCACGGCCAAGGAGCCAGCCUAAAGGCUAAGCACAGCACGUGCCCAAGUUCACCAAGGCUUUUUUUUCUGUUCGUUUCCAAACAACCUGCAGUCAAUAUUUUAACCAGGGGAUGUAACCAUUUUGCUGAAUUGCUGGAGGCUUAAUACUAAUCAUGUGCUAAAUACUGGAUUAAUACAAUAGCUUAGAGUGAAGCUUUUUUGUAAAACUUUGUUGCUGUUGUAAUGAUAAAAGAGCAUUUUCUUCCUAUAGGCAGCACCUCUUACAAAAAUGUGUGAAGGUGUGUGAGUGAACUUGAGUGCGUGUGCACAGAGGUGUACGGAGCAUGGGAAAAAUGUAUGGUUAAAAAUUUAGUAAGUUGUUUUGUAUAAAGCUAUUUUUCAUUAUGGGGACUAGAAGUGAACAGAGAUAUACUAAGUGUGAUUAUACACAACUGUAAACUGAAACUAAAGUAUUUUUUUCUUUUAUUUUGGUGUUAUUUAGCUUUGUUACAGAUUUCUAUUUUUGUCAACAAAUGUCAUGGUUCCUUUCGAGAUCUUUUUGCCAAAACAUUUUGAUACUAUUAUAAUGUACAUUUGAAAGUAGUAUGCUGGACAGUAUACCUCUACACAAGAAACAGAACAAGACUGGUCUUAGUGUGUAUGAGGAGACUCAACCUAUUGCACUGCCAUUCAGAUGAUUAUAUUUAAGAAUUUGCCAAGCCAGGAAAAGAAAUAAAUUGUUUUACACAUGUAGGUAGUUGCUGAUUAUUUUUUUUUCUUAGCCAAAUCCACCCUUUUCCUUCAGUUUUAUUUUACUGAGACCUGGUGACCCAUUAAUGUAUUGUGUUGUGGAUUUUAAAAUGUACACUUCUGUACUGUUCUGUAUACUGGCAAACUUUUGUACAUAUCUAUAAAUAUAUAUAAAUAAAUAAAUACUGUAUGAUGUGGCUGGGCA
Molecule: messenger RNA, 6846 nt
Organism: Rhea pennata
Lineage: Eukaryota; Metazoa; Chordata; Aves; Rheiformes; Rheidae
Product: KIAA1217 ortholog
Exons: 21
Coding region: 19-5934 (1971 amino acids)
Cellular component (GO): cytoplasm
Source: RefSeq, a predicted model, not a curated record